GUCCCUCAAUGCUCAAAAAGGCGAGGGGGGGGCAAGAUCAAAUUGUGUUUACUGAUUAAAAUGGCAAUUGCAUUAUCCAGUUAAGGAGGCUUUAAUGUGGAAUCAAGUACAAAACGAAUAAAUGUCCUAUUUUGUGGAGUUUCAAAAUAGCCUACCUGAGAGAUGAAGUCAAUAGCACUUGUCUCCCGGGGGACUUCAAUUUGGUGUUUGCUUAAUGCGGGGGGAUGGCGGACACAUAUCAUUCUGCGCUUCUCGCCGUCGGACGGUCUUGACAGCCUUGCCAUGGAGAGAGAAUUUGGCAUCACGUUCCAAUAGCUCUUCAGAGACUGCAAGAUGUCGUUGGCAUUGGGUAAAACACGAAGUUCGAUAGAGAAUUCCAAAAAGUGUACUUCAAAGCUAUGGAAGCUGUUUCCUCACGUUUUUCUCAUACUUUCACUCGUCGGAUAUGCCGCCUUGGGAGCGGUGCUAUUCUGGUGCAUUGAGGGGGGGAGUGUGUACAAAACAGAAGGGGAAUAUCAUGAGUUUUUGGGUAAACUGUUGCGCACAAUUCAAAAUUAUCCAGGUAAUUUGUCCAGCAAUUCUUCUCAAGAACAACAUUUGGUGAAAGAACUAGAGAAAGAAAUCAACGGGGGUUUCAAGUCCAUAUGGCUUCAACGUCCAGAGCGAUGGACAUUCUAUCCAUCCCUGUUCUUCUGUUGUACUGUAUUCACAACCGUGGGUUAUGGAGAGAUCUAUCCAGUGACCCUGCCUGGUAAGGUGGUCUGUAUCCUGUAUGCCAUGGUGGGUAUCCCCCUCAUGCUCCUGGUUAUCACAGAUGUGGGAGACCUCCUGGCCAUGCUCCUCUCCAGGGCCUACUGCCACCUGCACACUCUUUUAUGCAGGUUGCCCCAAUACGGCCGCUGGUCCCCCUCCCAUGACACAGAGAAGCCAGGGCACGGGGGCCAGGGGGGCCUCCAGGACGGGACCUAUACCUUCAGCCACGAGGUGGUGGUCCGACAGGUCCUCCACAGCCAGCAGUCUGUGAAGCGCAAGUCCAUCCAGCUGCGAAACAACACAGAGAUCUUCAACCGCAUCAUUGCACGGGAGAACUUCAACAGGCAGGGCCCACUGGUGCGGAGCCUUUCCUGCCCUGAGCUGGACCGCAUGCCCCCCUUGCCCAAGGGUUUUGCCAUCUGGGACUUCACAGGCAUCGGGGACAAUAUGGACAAGCUGAACGUGCCGCUGCUCCUCAUCCUGGUGGUGGUGUUUGCCUACAUCCUGUUUGGAGGCCUCAUCCUGCCCCUGUGGGAGACAGAGUUCCACACCUUUGACGCCUUCUACUUUUGCUUCAUCACCCUCACCACCAUCGGCUUUGGUGACAUCGUGCCCAACCACCCCAAGUACUUCAUGCUCACUUUUGUCUUCAUCAUCAUGGGCAUGGCCAUCAUGUCCAUGGCCUUCAAGCUGGGCCAGUCACGCAUCGUCAGCUGCUACCGCCAGUGCAUGCGCUGCAUCAGCGGGGGGAUGGUAGAGAGGUUUGACGAGUUGGGGAGCGACUGAGAAAAAGUGUUUCGUCCUCCACCAGGCGGCUCAAGAGUUUUAGGGUUAUGAGGCCCUGCCAUUGUGGGUCCAAAAAGCACUAAGCACGAACUUCUGUACGGCUGACUUGGGAACAGUGUCUAGCUCAGUGGGGUGCAAAGCUAACCCUUGAGCUGACCCCUCAUCAUUAGCUUGAGCAAAUGAAAAUGAAAAUGUGCCCAAAGCUUAAGCAAAAUUAUGUGACUUUAUGUAUGUGAGAUUUAUCUUACAUGUCUGUUGCCCAAAUAUAGAUAUGCACUCUGUCUGGAUAUAUUUAUCCAACAAGUUACUUAUACUAUCUAUGGUAUGUAUACAUGUUGUCUACAGUUCAACCUGUUGGUCCAAUAUUCUACCUUUGAUUUAGGAUGGGGACAUCCCAAUCUACUGUUGGUAGAUUUGACUGAAGCUGCAAUGACUCUUGCAUUGGUUAGAAUUGUUUAUGAGUCUUUGUUCAAGUUGUGAGAAGUGCACAUUAAAGCUUUCACCUGCAUUUUUCAGUGCCUUCUCUAUAGGGAAUAAUAUGGUAGCAGUUUAUUUUUACAGUACUGUACCACUGUUAUUUCUUUACCUUGUAUUUAUUAUCAAUGUAUACCUUCUGGUGCUUACUUAAAAUAAUUCAACACAAUUCGUAGCUGUAGUACCUGGUACCAAAUGGUUAUUGUUGUGUAUGUAUCAUGUAUAAAUACUAAUGUAUGUACGGUAAAAUGAAGUACUACCAAUAAGGUUUUUUCAAAUUGCCUUCUGUGUUCAUUGAGCUAAGUUGUCUGUUAUUAAGGUAGUCUUUGACUGUGUGCUUUUUAUGUGCCAGCAGUAUCUCCUAACAUGCAAAUAUAGUAGUGUAAUGGAGAAAUAUGAGCAAUGCAUGUUUGUUGUUAACACCCUGCAUGCAUAAGCUUAUGCUGUCUAGCAAACUGUAUAUCCUGCUUUCACAUCACCAUUAAAACACGUUCAGGUCAA
Molecule: messenger RNA, 2514 nt
Organism: Oncorhynchus kisutch (coho salmon)
Lineage: Eukaryota; Metazoa; Chordata; Actinopteri; Salmoniformes; Salmonidae
Gene: kcnk18
Product: potassium channel, subfamily K, member 18
Exons: 3
Coding region: 334-1539 (401 amino acids)
Biological process (GO): potassium ion transmembrane transport; stabilization of membrane potential
Cellular component (GO): plasma membrane
Molecular function (GO): potassium ion leak channel activity; outward rectifier potassium channel activity
Source: RefSeq, a predicted model, not a curated record